Oncorhynchus keta (chum salmon) is the source of this 3234-nucleotide messenger RNA. RefSeq names its product nucleic acid binding protein 1b (gene nabp1b). Gene Ontology annotation, biological process: double-strand break repair via homologous recombination; response to ionizing radiation; mitotic cell cycle checkpoint signaling. The coding region runs from base 2485 to 3096 and encodes 203 amino acids. Lineage: Eukaryota; Metazoa; Chordata; Actinopteri; Salmoniformes; Salmonidae. The transcript has 9 exons. The record is from RefSeq and is a predicted model, not a curated record. Gene Ontology annotation, cellular component: SOSS complex. Gene Ontology annotation, molecular function: DNA binding.
GUCUUAUAUACAGUACAUAUCACAGGUCUUAUAUACAGUACAUAUCACAGGUCUUAUAUACAGUACAUAUCACAGGUCUUAUAUACAGUACAUAUCACAGGUCUUAUAUACAGUACAUAUCACAGGUCUUAUAUACAGUACAUAUCACAGGUCUUAUAUACAGUACAUAUCACAGGUCUUAUAUACAGUACAUAUCACAGGUCUUAUAUACAGUACAUAUCACAGGUCUUACAUACAGUACAUAUCACAGGUCUUAUAUACAGUACAUAUCACAGGUCUUAUAUACAGUACAUAUCACUGGUCUUAUAUACAGUACAUAUCACAGGUCUUAUAUACAGUACAUAUCACAGGUCUUAUAUACAGUACAUAUCACUGGUCUUAUAUACAGUACAUAUCACUGGUCUUAUAUACAGUACAUAUCACUGGUCUUAUAUACAGUACAUAUCACUGGUCUUAUAUACAGUACAUAUCACUGGUCUUUUAUACAGUACAUAUCACAGGUCUCAUAUCACAGGUCUUAUAUAUAGUACAUAUCACAGGUCUUAUAUACAGUACAUAUCACAGGUCUUACAUACAGUACACAUCACAGGUCUUUUAUACAGUACAUAUCACAGGUCUCAUAUCACAGGUCUUAUAUAUAGUACAUAUCACAGGUCUUAUAUAUAGUACAUAUCACAGGUCUUACAUACAGUACAUAUCACUGGUCUUAUAUACAGUACAUAUCACAGGUCUUACAUACAGUACAUAUCACUGGUCUUAUAUACAGUACAUAUCACAGGUCUUAUAUACAGUACAUAUCACAGGUCUUAUAUAUAGUACAUAUCACAGGUCUUAUAUACAGUACAUAUCACAGGUCUUAUAUACAGUACAUAUCACUGGUCUUAUAUACAGUACAUAUCACAGGUCUUAUAUACAGUACAUAUCACAGGUCUUAUAUAUAGUACAUAUCACAGGUCUUAUAUACAGUACAUAUCACAGGUCUUAUAUAUAGUACAUAUCACAGGUCUUAUAUACAGUACAUAUCACAGGUCUUAUAUACAGUACAUAUCACAGGUCUUAUAUACAGUACAUAUCACAGGUGGCUGGUUUCAACUUCAUUUGGGAGGGCUGGCUCAUAGUGAUGGCUGGAACGGAAUACAUGGAAUUUCCAUGGUUACCUGUUUGAUAACAUUGUAUUCACUCCAUUCCAGCCAUUAAUAUUAGCAUUCAUCCCCUCAGCAGCCUCCUGUGAUAUGUAUAUAACCAGGCACUAUAUAACCAGGCACUAUAUUCUAAAAGGCCUAAUUUACAUUUACAUUUUACAUUUAAGUCAUUUAGCAGACGCUCUUAUCCAGAGCGACUUACAAAUUGGUGCAUUCACCUUAUGACAUCCUAAUGAAUAUGAAGGAAUUUACAUUCCUUCCUUUUUUGUGUUAGAAUUAUUUUGAGACUAAGGAAAUAUCAGGUUGUUGCUCGAACUCUCAAUAUUUGUAAUAGAUUUGUGCCCUUAAAUAUUUACUUAGUAUUAUGUGCAAAUUUAAUACAGUUGUUUGUAGGAUUACAUAAUUGUUGUAAUUUCAAUAAAAUAAUGUAUUUAUGAAAGCUGUAUCUGUAAAACCGUUUGUUUUCCGUAGUUAAAAUGUUACAACCUUGUAGGCCUACAGGCCAGAUGAAUUACAUAUUUAGCUGUUUUGAUAAGGACUAACUUUUAAUUUGCUUUUGUUGUUCUUCAUUUAUAUUUAUUCACAUGUUUGUCUUAUUUUACAAUACAUUGUAAACAUUACAUCAUAAACCUUUUGAACAUAGAUAGCUAUAGAACCCUGAUAUGUUCUAUGAUUUGGUUGUUUUUGUGCAUUUCCGUGUGGCCCUGACCUCACCAUCUCGUAGGCAGCGUAUAGGCGCCACCUUGUGGCAAUUUGGCAAACUGCAGUGCAGGACGGGAAAAGAGAACAGGUCUUACCUUCAGUUUAUUUACAAUACAUAGCUACAAAGAAAAGCAAGGAUGCAGUAUGAAACCAGCGCUCUCUUACAAUACCACUUAUCUAAUGUAACAAGCUUCUCAAUAAAAUACCUAACCAAAUAUCCCAAUAGCGCAAAGAGGUUUCUAUACCAUUGUUAAAGCCUGUAAUAUGCACAGUCACGGUGGCCGAGAGGUUAAGGCGUUGGACUCGAAAUCCAAUGGGGUUUCCCCGCACAGGUUCGAAUCCUGUUCGUGACGAUUGUUCGCUUUUAGUAUUUGCAGUUGUAUUAAAGAAAACAUACGGCAAAUAUAUCGACAAAGCAGUUUCUGCUUAUAUAGGCUUAGUUGGAUUUCGAAAAAGCUAUAUGGAGAAUUUAUGCUUUAUUAUGAGGGAAUGAGCCCUGAACGUAACACGCCCCCUUGAUAACCAUGUGUUGUUCUCGUAUCCCUAAUUUUGACAGCUGUAAAUUCAUUUGAACCUGAUUUGAACGAUUUCCACCAUCACUACUUGUCUCUCUUUCUCGCUUCAGUGACUUUAAUCAAAUAUGUUCGCCAUUGUGCCAAACGAUGCUCAAUUCUUGAUAAAAGACGUAAGGUUGGGAUUGAAGAAUUUAAAUUUAAUCUUUAUUGUGUUGGAAAUGGGAAGGGUAACUAAAACAAAGGAUGGGCAUGAGGUUCGCUCCUGCAAGGUGGCUGAUAAAAGUGGGUGCAUCAACCUGUCUGUGUGGGACGAGGUGGGUGGACUCAUCCAGCCAGGAGACAUCCUCCGCCUCUCACGAGGCUAUGCAUCCCUGUGGAAGGGCUGUCUGACACUCUACACAGGCAGAGGAGGAGACCUGCAGAAGAUAGGAGAUUUUUGCAUGGUCUUCUCUGAGGUGCCAAACUUUAGUGAACCAAACCCAGAGGUACUGGCCCAGGCCAACAGGCCGUCUAAAGUUGAGUCCCAGAACAGUUCUUCUGUCAGUCAAAGCUCCACCCCCUCAGUCCCCACCCUCACAUACUCUUCCAAUGGAUGCUCUCCGCUCUCCCGGAAUCCAACCUAUGGGAGCACAGGACAGCAGACUGGGCGAGGCUCCGGAGGUCCUGGCACCGACCCCAAGCCCACAGAUUCUGUGGGCAACAGCAGGGACCCACGGCAAGGGCUAAAGAGGAAAUGACGCUGGUUUCAAAUCAACACGUAUCUUGGGCCGAGUUGUAUUUUUAUUUAGCAAGUUAAAUCAUUUUUGUUAACGUGGCCAUCAUUUUCUAAGGAAUGUUACACAUUUGGUUCAAAUAAAUAAAUCAUAACUAAAAGA